Paramuricea clavata is the source of this 309-nucleotide messenger RNA. NCBI's taxonomy places the organism in Eukaryota, Metazoa, Cnidaria, Anthozoa, Malacalcyonacea, Plexauridae. The record is from the annotation of a GenBank genome assembly.
AUGGUAGCAGUUGUAGCAGUAGUAGCAGUAGUAGCAAUGGUAGCAGUGGUAGCAAUGGUAGCAGUGGUAGCAGUAGUAGCAAUGGUAGCAGUGGUAGCAGUAGUAGCAGUAGUAGCAAUGGUAGCAGUGGUAGCAAUGGUAGCAGUGGUAGCAGUGGUAGCAGUAGUAGCAAUGGUAGCAGUGGUAGCAGUAAUAGCAGUAGUAGCAAUGGUAGCAGUGGUAGCAGUAGUAGCAAUGGUAACAGUAGUAGCAAUGGUAGCAGUGGUAGCAAUGGUAGCAGUGGUAGCAGUAGUAGCAAUGGUAGCAGUG